CGAUUUAAGCAUAUUAUAUCUGUAAGCAUAUUAUAUCUGUAAGCAUAAUUUUAUUAUUUUGGAUCAUUAUUGUCAUAUAUUUCUUCUUUUUUUCUUAUACUUUCUCUCUCUCUCUCUCUCUCUCUUUCUCCAUCAUCAUCUUCCUUCAUCAUCAUCUUCAUCACCAUCACUAUCUCUAAUUAUUUGUAGAGUACUCGUCGUCGUCGUCUUCCUCACAACACAUCGUAGUCUCUCCUUUUGUUGUUGUUGAUGUUGUUGCGUUGCAAAUGAAAAAUAAUUUCUUGGUUGUUUAAAAAUUACAAGAAAAAAUUAUAGUAAUACUAAUAAUAUAUAAUAAUUAUAAUAAUAAUUAAUAUUGUUAUCCGUAAUUAUCCAUAAUUUCGUUUAAGCUAGAAGUUCUCGUCAGGUAUAUUUUUCAAUAUUAAAUCAUCAUCUACCGUUACAUAUAUCAGUAACUAACAAUAACAACAACAUCAUUAUUAUAAUCUACAACAACAACAACAAUAAUAAUAACAAUAAUAAUAGUAAUAAGUCUACUGGUCUAUCAAAUAUUGGAUAACAGCUACAGCUUUUUGGCUACUUCAUAAUUUUAUAAAAAUAAUAAAAAUCCGUUGGUUUGAAUUUGCUAACUGUUGCCGUCCGGUUUCUAAACAAUUAUAACUUAUUUUUCUUCUUGCAACGACAAAAAAAUAAUUUCGAAAGAUGUCAGGACGCGCAGAAGCCGGUGGGGACAUGGUCCUGAUCAGAGGAAAACUGGCCGCCAAGUACGACAUGGCGGCAGAAGCAGAGGUCAUUGAAUGGUUCCGUCAGAUUCUCAACAUCAACCUGCCCGAUGGUAUGAUCAACUUUGGAAGGGCUCUAUCGGAUGGCCAGGCCCUCAUCAAUUUGGCAAAAGUUGUCCAGCAGAACUCCGAAUACUGCCCGCCACCGGCUGCCAAAAUGAUCCUGAAACCCAAUAAAGGCGAUGUUGCUUUCAAACAGAUGGAGAACAUUCAAAACUUUCUGAACUUUUGCGAAAACUACGGAGUACCUCACACCAACCUUUUUCAGACUGUGGAUCUCUUCGAGGGUAGGAACAUGCCCCAGGUCCUCGCCUGCAUCCAGGGACUGGGCAGUGAGUGCCAGCGUAACGGCUUCAAGGGUCCUGUCAUUGGUCCCAAGCCAGCCGAGAAAAACCAACGUGGUUGGACAGUGGAACAGUUGAAAAAGGGGCAUACGAUCAUUGGCCUUCAAUCAGGGACCAAUAGAUUUGCCACCCAAUCAGGAAUGACGAUGGGCGGAGUUAGACAUGUUGCUGACAUCAGAGCAGACGACAUGACUAAGGAGGGCCAGGGCGUGAUUGGUCUACAGGCUGGUACCAACAAGUUUGCCACCCAAUCAGGAAUGAGGAUUGGAUCCGUGCGUCACGUGGCUGAUAUCAGAACUGACGACAUGACGAAGGAGGGCCACGGGGUAAUCGGGCUGCAAGCAGGAACCAACAAGUACGCUUCUCAGUCUGGCAUGACGAUGGGCGGAGUGAGACACGCAGCAGACAUCAGAGCAGACGACAUGACGAAAGAGGGCCACGGCGUGAUUGGUCUGCAGGCCGGUACUAACAAAUACGCCACCCAAUCAGGAAUGAGGAUUGGAGGAGUUCGUCACGUGGCUGACAUCAGGGCAGACGACAUGACAAAAGAAGGACAGGGCGUUAUUGGUCUUCAGAUGGGUACCAACAAAUUCGCUAGCCAAUCAGGCAUGACGUUCGGUGGCGUUCGUCACGUGGCCGACAUUAGAGCAGAUGACGUCACGAAAGAAGGAUCGUCUGUGAUUGGUCUGCAGAUGGGCAGCAACAAGUUUGCCAGUCAAACAGGAAUGAGUUUUGGGGCAGUUCGUCAUGUUGCUGACAUCAGAGCAGAUGACCUAUCAAAAGAUGGCUCCUCCGUGAUUGGCUUGCAGAUGGGAACUAACAAAUUCGCCAACCAGAAGGGCAUCAGUUUCGGGGCCGUUCGUCACGUCAGCGACAUCAAGGUGAACGAGCUAUCGAAAGAAGGUGCGGGAGUGAUAGGAUUGCAGGCGGGAUCAAACAAGGGAGCCAGUCAGACGGGAAUGUCAUUCGGAGGUGUCCGUCACGGUGGGGACAUCAGAGUGGACGAACUUUCAAAGGAAGGAGCAUCGGCGGUCAACUUGCAGUACGGAAACCCGUACGGUGCCAACCAGAGCGGCAUGUCCUUCGGAGGUAGGAGGGACAUCGGUGGCUACUCACAGCCGCAGCAUGACUCCAACAACUACUACAACAACGACCAGCCGUAUGGAGAUAACGGUUAUUACGGUCAAUCCGAUCCUAACAGCGGAUACUACAACCAACAGCCACAAAGUUACUACAACCAAGAACCACAGAAUUAUUACAAUCAAGAGUCCAGUUACUAACGAUAGUAUAGAAUUGUUACUAGUGUUGAUGUUAGCAUUGUUUAAUCGAGAGGAUGUUUUAUAAUUAAUUAGAUAGCUACUACGAGUAUGGACUAUCCUGAUAGCUUGGUGAUAUAUAAUUAAUUAACUAAUUAAUUAAAAUUUCUAAUCAUAUCAAAUUUAUUAACCAUUAAUUAAUCUAUAGUUCAAUUUAUCUAUAUUAAUAUAUGCGUACGUUCAACAGAGCCAAUCACUUAAUGUCUGUUCUGUGUUUUUCACGUUGUUUUGUAACCAUUUUGUUUUAUUACAAGAAUAGGAAUUCACUUAUAAUUUUCUAUUUUAGGCCUUCGAAAUAAAUGAUUUUUAACGAAAAAAAUUGGAUUUUAAUUCAAAAA
Molecule: messenger RNA, 2780 nt
Organism: Helobdella robusta
Lineage: Eukaryota; Metazoa; Annelida; Clitellata; Rhynchobdellida; Glossiphoniidae
Exons: 9
Coding region: 703-2406 (567 amino acids)
Molecular function (GO): protein binding
Source: RefSeq, a predicted model, not a curated record